Molecule: messenger RNA, 9529 nt
Organism: Anarrhichthys ocellatus (wolf-eel)
Lineage: Eukaryota; Metazoa; Chordata; Actinopteri; Perciformes; Anarhichadidae
Gene: ssh2a
Product: slingshot protein phosphatase 2a
Biological process (GO): protein dephosphorylation; negative regulation of actin filament polymerization
Molecular function (GO): actin binding; phosphatase activity
Source: RefSeq, a predicted model, not a curated record
GUGUGUGUGUGUGUGUGUGUGUGUGUGUGUGUGUGUGUGUGUGCACAGCUUAUUCCCCAUGUGCCUAACAUCAUUAUAUUCCUGUUUCACCAUUUGCAUUGCUCGCCAUUUGCUCAGCAUAGCACGAACCCGCACUCGCACAGACAUGCAGGGUGCAGCCAAGGGCCUCGCUGAGUGACCCCUAAUGCAUGUUACAUAAGAGCCGAGGUCCAAUUAACUCCCCACCCUACAUAUGGAUCCAAGUAGCAGCAGGGGCCAAUAUAUUGUAUAGGAGCCACUGAGACUGAGGGGGAGCUUUGGCAUUUGCAGCGCAGUGAUAUUUUCACUCUUUCUUGAGUCUUUGUCUCUUUUCUCUUUCAGCUAUUCAGCUGACUACUCGCAGCCUGUACUUCUCUGACACGCACGCACACACACACACACACACAGCUGUCUGUACCCCCUGCACCACACCAAUGAAGAGUAACAUCACUGCAGUGCAAUAGUGAAUCUCUGCCACACACUGUUGCCUCAGGACUGAUGCCGACUGUCAAGGACAGUGUCAGAGGAACUUCUUCUUUUUUUCCAUCCAGAGUUACGAAACUAACAUCUGAGGUUUCUUUUGUUCUGUUCUAAAUCAAUAUUGAAACGGUUGGAACAAUGGUGAAAGCUGCUGAUUGUUGUGCUGUGGCGGCCUCCUAUCGUUCUCGGGACUCUCUGCAGGGGUGUGAUGAGGCACAACUGUCACAAGCUGCAGCAUCACAAGAUUGAAACAGCAGACUGACCGAGCUAUACGUCCUGACUCUUCACUGAUCAGAAGACUUUGUGGUGCAAGUCUCUUCUUGCACAGUUAAGUUUGCAGGUUAUUGACUUGUGCGUCAGCUCUGACCCAGAUGCACACAAGCAGAGCAGGUUCACCCAGCCAAGACUUUAAUGAGUCUGCUAUCAGAAGAACUAGAAGAGCAGGGUUCUGUAAGGAACUCCAAGCCGGAGAACACCACCUGUGUUCAUUGGUAGAGCUCCGUCUCCUCAUGUGGAGACAUGCCUCUUUAAGUUUAUAGGUGGCUAAUUACACUCAACGGUGGAUAGCACACCUGCCUCCUGUCUUCCUACAGCUAAACAUGGACAGAACAUACUCCCCGUCUUGGUUAGUGACUACAUGGGCGUAUAUCAUCAAGUAUUUUUACCCAGCAUUGCUUCUUAGCUGCUGUACAUGUUUGGUUACUGUACACAGGCUGCUUCUGCUAACAGGUCCGUCUUUGUCUGUGUUAUCUUAAGAGUCCCGCCUGUUUCUCCAAGGUUAAGUGCUCCGAUUGCAACAGGAGGGGGCCGACUAGUCUGCAAACAUUUGAACGGAAGGCGUUGCAGUCCAGCUGUUCUUUGCUUUGCUUUCAAUCUAGCAACCUGUGUUGAUGUCUGUUUGGUGUUUUUAGCCACAGCUACAACGCCAUCACACUUCUUAACCUUCGGUGUGAUGGCCGUUUUUUUUAGGUGAGAGAGGGAUGAUUUAUUAGGAUAUUUUUCAAGGCAGUGUAAAUUAUUCUGCAUGUUGUAUAGCUUUUUCUAACAGUAGCCCAUCUCCAGCUCAGCAUAUGGCAAACAGCUGGCUUCCUGUACUGACCAAGGAGGUCCCAGGAUAAUAUACUGUAGGGCUCUCUAUAGGACACACACACACACACACACACACACUUUGAAGUAUAUACAACUUAAUAACCACAGAACCUUUGACCUGCAUGUUUCUGCCAAUUCCAGUCAAAUUGAAAGAAGAAGACGGUCGUGAAACUUCUCCAGGUCUCAACUAAACAACCACAACAGACUCUCGCAUUACCAGCCCACUGUUUCACCAUGACUAGAACCACAUGACUAGAGCUGCUGUGUGUGUGUGUGUGUGUGUGGGUGUGGGUGUGGAUGUUGUGGUUAAAGUUGCUGGCAACCUGUCUUGUGAUGCAACAGUUGUUGAUGGGAAGGUGAGCCAGAGUAAAGCUUACUGUAGUGUGAGGGCAGGUGUUGGUGUGUUCAUAUUGGAUGUUAUCAGUUUAGCCGAGCAGAGGUCACAUGUAGAGUCGUUAACAGAUACUCCUACACUAUCCCUCGCCAUGUGUUUAUCUACUUGAAAAUGUCCAAUAAAAUAGUUCAACCCCACUGAGAUUGUGAAAAGGCUGGUCACGAUAACGGCGUUGGUCGGACAAUGUUGUCUGAUAAACGAUAUUAUUUUCAUGUCAUUUAUAGACCGCUUUAUGCCACUGAUAUAAUGAUAUUAUAUAAAACACAAUAAUCCAAGUACAUCCUUUCAAACAGCAGUGAACUUUUAAUUCUUAAGAAUAUUGGAACAUUGGGAUUAAUAUGUGAAACAAAUAUUCUAAAUAAAUGUAAUGAAACCAUGCAAUCAAAACAAUAAAUAAAAUGUCUGUUCAAAUUUGCGCAGUGCCCAACUCUUAUAGUAUGAAAAGCCUGCUGGUAAUUCUGGCAUCUUGUUGGCUAACACGUUGGUGACACUCUUAUGUCAACAAACACGCAUGUAAACACAACAAGCAAUAUCUAGAUCAUCAAGAGUAAUUGAUGUCCCUGUAUCGUAUGAUAAGUUAAAUUAUCGUGACAGGCCUAAAUGUAAAGCAUUGUCACGUAGUUUAUAAUAUCCCAUAAAGUUGAUCUGAUCAGAUAUUUUAAAUGUUUUCCUUCAUAUGUUAACCUAUUAACUAACAAUAGCGUUGCUGAAAGUACAUUGUAGAAGAGAGCUUCAAGUAAUAAAGCGUCCGUGUUCCUUUUUCCAAUUUAGUCAUGAGGAGAAACGAUUCUAUUUUAGUGGCAAGAGGUUAGACGUUUUUAAUUCGUCUUACAGUCUUUGAUAACAUUUUAAUUUACACUCGGUUAGAGAGUAUGCAGCAGGGUUCUUCUGAUUUGUUACCACACUUCUGUGAAGAAGAGGCUUGCCGUAGACAUCCCUGUAUUGUUGUGUUUUGUGUCCCAGCUGUUAUUGUGGUGCUCUGUAUUACUGAGGAGGACAGGACUCACCUCUGACUUUAAAUUAAAACACUAAUAGAUCUGAUGCUCUGUGUAAAGGAAACCCGGCUUUUUACAAACAGCCCACCUUUGGCUGCUAUUAAAACACACAGGAUGUAGGCUGAUCUCUGCAUGGUAGUAUUGCAGGACUGAACAAAAUGUUCGUCUCGUACUUUUUUGACAUGUCAUGUGACUGAAUGCACUGCAUAACAAACGUCACAAUACAAUUAAUUUCUUUUAAAAUGUUUUAUAAGAUGCAUAAACAUCAGAAAACACUGAGAAGAGGAGACAUUUCAGACAAGUCCCACCCACUAGCAAUAACAAUAACCAUAACCAUACAUCUGACCAAAAUCUGUUUCCAUUGGCCACAAAUGGAGCCGGGUCCUUGUGAAAAUAUGAGGCUUGUGUGCGACGCCACAUUGGAUCCUGUGCAUGUGGGUCGGUUAAGAUGCAUUAGCUACAAAUUCUAAAUCGCCAUCUAAUCCAGGCUUCAUGUGCUGUGGUCGGUCCACGAUCAGUAGCAAGUUCAACCACAGCCUCACAGGUCAGAGGAUGCUCAUGGACCUAGAAUAACAACACUGUGCUUAUUACAGUGAAUAACAAUGGGCUGCAAAGACUGUGAACACUGAGCAUACUAAAUAGUGCCCUAUGUGUCAGUCAGACUGCUCAUUGAUAACCUCUCUGCUCUGGAAAACAGCCAAAGCAUGAAGCAGGCCUUCCAUAAACAUUACAAUAAAGCUUGGCUCUGCUUCAGAGUCGGAUGUAUUCGUUUAGUUUUCGGGCUCUUGGCACACGCGGGUGUGAAUAUGAUGAGGGUGCUGCAGUUUUACAGUGUUUUCCAAAUUGUUGUCAGCUUACAUCCUCGCAUGUCUGCACGCCAGCAGCAUAUAAAACCUUUUAAUAGGCUGUAAAAGGAACCAAAACAUCGCGUCCAUCUCCCAGCAUACAGCGUGUCCGUUCAGACCACCUGGGUGUGAGGAGGGUCGCUUCUGCCCCCACACUUCCUUCACCACCGCCACGUUACCGAGACACCGUGAGCCUCAGUCCGGAUAACUUCAGCCUGUUUGUCAUCUGUUCCUGCUCCUUAUGUAACUCAACCACAACGCCUGCGUGUUGGGAGGAAAAAGGGCGGAGAGGAGACAAAGUGAAGGCUCCUCAAUGAGCUCACCGCCAAACCAAAAAAAAUCCCAUGUGGGUUCAAUUGACUCUAUUGUAUUAGUUUAAUGAGAACAUCUAUUGACCCUGUGGUACCAGGACACCCUAUUGUAACAAUAGAAUUAAGAUUAUUACAAAGUAUUAAUAACCAACUGUAUGAUAUAAUCCUUCAUGGGCUACUAUGUAGUAACAAGAGUAUGCAGCUUUUAAACAAACACUGCAUGCAGUGAGUUUUCUGAUCAGCCCGCAGAGAGGAGGAACCAAACAGUCUAAUAAACUGCUGGACUAAAUACCUGUACUGCUGCCAGCGUUUUCUGUACAAGUGUCGGUGUAGAGGGGGGUUGGCGGUUGUGGGCGGUCCUACAUCCCCUGCUGUCCUCAUUGGCUCCCCACUCUUCCAAAAAAAAAAAAAAUCACCACAUGUCUCCAACUCCUCCCUCCUAUGGCUUCUGCAGCGAGAGUUUGACCCAAGUCAUAUGUGUCUGUACUGUACGUGGUGGAGGAUGUUGCUGAAUAAAUAACGAAUGUUUAGAAAACGGUACGGACACUUGUUCAUUAUUUUCAAAUCUCGUCGCGAGCAGGCUCACAGCGUGCUAGGCUCAAACAGUUACGCGUAAUUUAUUGCGCGAUUUGGAAACACGCGCCUUACUUACGCGGAAUAAAUCUGUCAUUUUCCACUAUAUUACGACCAGCGACAACGGAGGAAGUUGAGAGACGUUUCGACAUGACCGAGCACGUGACUGUGGGAACAGAGUGAAAGUUUUACUCUCUCUCUCUCGGACCAAGAGAACACCUGACAGCCGUCCUCCGUCUGCGCUGCGCCCCGUCGCCGGCAUGACGCUCGGAGCGGUGUCCGGAUCCGACGGCUCGUCGGCGGUCAGCUUCUGCUCCUGCUGCGGGGCCAAGAUGGUGCCCUACUUCAGCGACGACUCGGUGGUGUCCCAAAAUCAGAUCAACCAGCUUAUCAGUGAGAGUUUCCUCACCGUGAAAGGCGCGGCCCUGUUCCUCCCCCGGGGAAACAGCCCCACGCCUAACUCCGCACCUCGCAUCAGCCACAGCAGGAACAAGCACACAGGUGACCUCCAGAAACAUCUUCAGACCAUGUUCACUGUGCUGCGGCCGGAGGACACCAUCCGACUGGCUGUGCGUCUGGAGAGCGCCUACCCUCAGGUAACCCGCUACAUGGUGGUGGUCUCCACCAACGGCAGACAGGACACGGAGGAGAGCAUCGUGCUCGGCAUGGACUUUGUCUCCUGUGAUAGCUGUACAGUGGGUCUGGUUCUACCUCUCUGGAGUGACACUCUGAUCCACUUGGAUGGAGACGGUGGUUUUAGUGUUUCGACGGUGAACAGGGUUCAUGUUUUCAAGCCAGUUUCUGUCCAGGCCAUGUGGUCGGCCCUCCAGUCGCUCCACAAAGCAAGCGAGGUGGCCCGCUGCCACAACCACUACCCGGGCAGCCUGUUCCUGACCUGGGUCAGCUACUACCAGAGCCGGGUCUCAUCGAACCAGUUCUGCAUGAACGAGUGGAACGCCAUGCAGGACGUCGAGUCGCACCGUGCCAAUUCACCCGUUCUCUUCACAGACCUGCCCACAGAGAGGGAGCGCACAGAGAGGCUGAUCAAGAUGCGCCUCAGAGAGAUCAUGAUGCAGAAGGACCUGGAGAACGUCACCUGUAAGGAGAUCCGUACAGAACUGGAGAUGCAGAUGGUUUGUAACCUGAGGGAGUUUAAGGAGUUCAUAGACAACGAGAUGAUCCUCAUCUUGGGACAGAUGGACAGCCCCACCGAAAUCUUUGAACACGUCUAUCUGGGCUCUGAGUGGAAUGCCUCUAAUCUGGACGAGCUGCAGAACAGCGGAGUGCUCUACAUCCUGAACGUGACCAGGGAGAUAGACAACUUCUUCCCGGGCAUGUUUCAGUACCACAACAUCCGCGUGUACGAUGAAGAGGCCACCAACCUGCUGGAGUACUGGAACGAGACCUUCAAGUUCAUCACCAAAGCCAAGAAAGCUGGUGCCAAGUGUCUGGUUCACUGUAAAAUGGGCGUGAGUCGCUCCGCCUCCACAGUGAUCGCCUACGCUAUGAAGGAGUACGGCUGGGACCUGGACACUGCCUUUGACUAUGUCAAAGAGAAACGGGCCGUCACCAAACCAAACCCUUCCUUCAUGAAACAGCUGGAGGAGUAUCAGGGAAUUCUGCUGGCCAGCAAACAAAGGCAUAAUAAGCUAUGGCGCUCGCACUCUGACAGUGAGCUAUCGGAUCGCCCAGAGUCCAUGUGCAAAGCCUCGUCUCACUCGUUGGGCCGCUCCGACUCGCACAACAACAACAGUUCCUCGCCCUCCUUGCAUCACUUCCUGGGCGUGGCCGUGCUGCAAGCGCUCGGCGCGGAGCCCGGAGGCUCGGCCAAGACAAACGGCUGUGACUCCCACGCAGACUCCAACGGUGUGUGUGACUCACCGGGUCAGGAGGAGGAGGAGGAGGUCGGAUCCGAUUGCGGAGACCCCCUCCUGCUCCCCCUCCCCAGACCCCGGGCAGCCACCGUCGUCCCGGAGGAAAGACUGGACAAUUCCACCAGCGUGGCUGUCACUGUGCCUGUUGCUUUGCCCCACCCUCCGCCAUCGCUCCACAUCUUACCCCCUACUCCUGAACUCCAACGUGCUCACCGGGGUCCCCCCACCCAUCUGUCUAUUUCAGUGCCCAAACACAGACCGGUGGAACUGUCCCUCAAUCUGCCCGAGCGAAGCAGCUCGGAAGAAAUCUCUCCUCUCACUCUGGGAUCCGCUGACUCAGACGUAAUAGACCAAUCAUUAUCAGACGUUACAAGUGACAAGCAGAGCCCCCUCAGCCCUGCGAACAUCACGCUUCUUCCGCUUGCUGCCAGUGACGACAACAACAACCCCAGCGAGCUGCAGAUAGGCAGCGGGCGCGGCGAGGCCGACGGGUCGUCCAACCACAGCACGGACAGCAUCGACUUCUUCAGCGCCAGGGAGAAGUUUCUGGGCCUGGCCCAAGACGGCAGAUCCCGGACGCUUUCUGAGCAGGCACAGCAGAGGACACCUCUGUCGUUUGAGGAGAACGAAGAAACUGAGGUUAAGGAGGAAGAGGAGCAAGGCUAUGGGAGUAGUCAGGCAUCUCCACAGUCUGAUGACGGCGUUGACAAAGCCAGCCCUGACCGAACUUCCCCUGACAAUGGAGUGUCAGUCCGCCAUAUUGUCACAGAGAUUGAAGCCAUAUGCCACCCUGCCUCCUGCCUUCCUGCCUCCUCCUCUGCGUCCCUCCCUCCACCCUCCCACAGCCCCCAGGUCAUCCGAUCGGACCAUCAGACGGAGGCGGAGGCUGCCGAGGUCACGCACGGCUCUCUGACUCCUCCCUCCCACCCGCAGUCUCCCUCCAUGCUGCCGUGCGACUGGCCGGCGGGCUCGGUGCGGCGAGCCACCGAGCAGCUGGAGCAGAAGCUGAAGCAGGAAAUGGAGAUGGCCGCGUCGCAGCGAUCUCCGCUGCAUUCCCCCAGCGCGGAACAACCUCCGCUCAGACUGUCCCUGUGUCCCCUGAGCGCGGAACAUCCUCCCGUUGGCUUGCCUCAGGACUCCACAGAACGAAGGAUCACUCAGGGAGAGGUCGCUGCUGUGUCUGCCAAGUCCAAAGACGAAGAAAAGCACACGGGGUCACAAACGGAGCUCAACUCCUCAAGCACAGACGACCUCCCCGACUCAGAUAUCAGCCGAGUCUCUGGUGCUACACUGGUCAUUGUGCCCACUUCCAUAGACAGCCACAUGUUGACCUCAUCACUGGCCUCUGCUAGUCAGUUAGAAGAAUCAUCUCGAGAUACCUCAGCCCAGUCCCAAAGACAAAGCCAGCUCCAAAGCCAGCAACAUCAGAACCAGGCCAGUUCACACCAAAUGACUCUGGAUGGGGCGACAGCGCAGGAGUCGGACACAGACGAGAGGCCGGAAUCCGGUUCUGAGUUCCGGCGAGGGGGCUGUGGCCCCAGCUGUGACGCCGAGAGCAGGCUGGCCCGUGGCAGCCAGGAGCUGGAGAGGAUUCAGCAGACUCUGAGGGAGCUGCAGGCUUUCCUCCACGAGGGCGUCAGCCGGGAGAUGACGGACAGCCAAGACCAGGAACCGGGGCAGCCUCAGGGGCCGAGAGACGUUAUGGACACGGAGCCAGAACCUUGUAAAGGGUCGAGUUCUGAACGGACCCUUCCAGACAUGGAAGUAGGCCAGCGGCGGCGAGAGAGACAAGAGGGGAAGAGUUUCCUGGAGCCGAUAGUGUGGCACAGAGCCAUGGAGCUCGAGGCUCGUAUCCGCCAGGCGGGCCUCACCCCCCCCUCUCUAAUGAAGAGGUCGGCCUCCUUGGCUAAACUGGACUGUCUGGAGCUGUCGGCCAACGACCUCAGCGACUUGGACCUGAGGACACACACCAGGGCGACGUCAUCACAUUCCCAGGACUCUUUCUCCGUGUCCACGUCUCACCCCGACGACACCUGGAAGAAGCAGAAAGUGUUGGCUCGCAGCGCUCACGUUGAAAAGACAGGUCUGUCCCACGGCGGCGGGGAAUUUGCAGAGUCAUCCUCGUCGCCCUCCCUCUGCAUCUCCUCGUCCUCCUCCCCUGCACCUCGCUGCUGUCCAAAAGACGACACGGGUGAGAGGGAGGAGCCGGACGGGAGCGGCGCGGUGGCGCCGACGCGUCAGCAGGGCAGGGGACACUCGUCGAGACGAUCUCGCAAAGGCUCCGCUGAGAAAAAGCAGCGAGCCGUCACUGUGCUAUACAACACCAUGUAACCUCAGCGCAACGGACUGGAAGGGACGCGACUGGAGCCGCGCAGAUGUGUGAGAGAGACCGCAUGAUGCGUACGAAUGUGUAGCAGGUAAACUGGAGACCUCGUGUGACCUCCGAUACGUAACCAUACGUUUAGUGUGUGUGAGAACUGAAUUAAAAAAAACAUGUUUGCAUGUAAACCACUGGAUGUGUUGUUUCAACUGGAGUUCAGGUUUGUAUGUACAGUAAUGAACUAUGAAUGUGCAGAUGAAGAUUGAACCCGUGCAUACUUUAUGCACUCCAUUGUGUCUCGCUCCCAUAUUUUUUUAAAGAAGCGUUUGUUUUCAGUGUUUGACCCUCACUGCCUGUUUCUACAACUAUGAGGGCUUUUUCUCCAAACAAUGCACUUUACUGUUUCAAUGGUUUUAUUUUAUUUGGAAUGUUUCUUACCCCGGGGAGGAUUCUUUUGCACUGAUCUCGGUCGACUUGUCUUUGGAGCAUGUGUUUUGUUGUUUGUUUUCAAAGUGCACAGACACAUGUCUUUAUUCAGAUUUUAAUUGAACCAGGACAAAGAUGAUACCAUGUUUUGUUUUUUUAAUUCAAUGCUUUAGCAUUAAAUAAAUGUGGUGAGUUUGUUUUGAA